This is a messenger RNA of Clonostachys rhizophaga, 2001 nucleotides long. NCBI's taxonomy places the organism in Eukaryota, Fungi, Ascomycota, Sordariomycetes, Hypocreales, Bionectriaceae. The record is from the annotation of a GenBank genome assembly.
AUGCAGCUGACCACCGCCUUGGGUCUCGGCUUGGGCGCCGUCUUGGCUCACGCAGCCUCAUGCAUCCCGCGCACCAAUCCCUUUGAGCCUCUCGAUCCUCAGAAAUGGGUCAACCCAGAUGACAUGACCUGGGGCGACUUCAUCGCGCCUCCCAAUACCAAUUGGAGCAACCCUUCGCAAACCGGUUCUGAGCGCAACUUCCAUAUCGCUCUCAUCACCCUCGACUACUCGGACAAGCCGUUUGUCAUCACUCAGCCCGCCGAAUCAACGAUCUUUGGAAACCCGCAGUCAAAUGUCGCUGAUGUUCCUGUCGCGGACGUACCUGCGUUCUACCGCGACCUUCUCAACACCCCCAAUGAGCUCAACCAAGGCCACACCCUGCAUGAGUACUGGAUGGAGGACUCGGGGGGUCGGUUCGGCGUCGACCUGACCGUGUACGGCGUCUACCGCAUGCCCUCGCUAUCCUGGCAGUACGGAAUCGACGACUGGAUGAACGAGGGCUCCUGCCCCGUCGCAGACGCCUGCAACGUCGACCUCCGCACCGACGGCCUCGGCCUGUGGCGCAAAGACGUCGGGGACAAGGUCGCUGACUCGUACGAGCUCGUCUUCCUCCUCUCGUCCGGGCAGGACGAGUCCUCCACCUGGCAGGAAUUCGGGCAGAUGAAGUUCGCCGCCAAGGAGGACGUCACCAAUGACUUCGGCCCCCCCAAGGACGCGUCCUCCAACCUCACAAACUGGGCCACCACCCGCUACGUCCCCUGGUCCAGCUGGGCCGCCGCCUCGUGCAUUUGGCCCAACGCCGGCGACGGCUCGUCCACCCAGGCCGAGAGCUCCGGCAUGGCCGUCUACGCCCACGAGCUCAGCCACCUGCUAAACAUCGGGGACAACUAUAACAACCCGUACGGCACGCCCCUGCAGCGCGCCUACACGGGGCCCUGGUCGAUGAUGUCGCGCGGCUCGUUCAACGGGCCCGGCGGACCUCAUACGAGAUGGAAGAUCCCCGCGCUGCAGGGAAGCUCGAUGGGCUCGCUCCAUACCGUCCGGGACAAGUACCAGCUCGGCCUGAUCGAGGAGAGCAGCCUCCUCCGCCUCUCGCGCUCCGCCCUGGCCGAGUCGGGCAUCAUCGUCGCGGGCCUGACAGCCAGAUCGGUCGUGUCCGACCUGAUGGGCCUGCGCGUCGAGCUCGGGGACGCAGGGGACCUCUCGCCCUCGUGCAACGUGAGCAACGACGUCUUCUGCGAUGGCGGCGGCUACAACUACUACGACGUCGAGGUGGUCGACCGCAUGGGCGCCGACUCGUUCCAGGCCGACGCGGGCGUGCUGAUCAGCAAGUCGAAGCAGGUCGACAGCGCGCCGUUCCAGUGGGUCAUCGACGCGAACCCGCAGGACAUUGAGCUUAUUGACUUUGUGAAGCCGGGCGGCGGCGAGCAGAUGAUCACGUUGGGAGAUUACCGCCAGCUGGCCGACGCGCUGUUCCACCUGGGUACCGGCUCGGGCAGCCUGUACGAGCAUGUCGACAAGGCGAACAACCUGCACUUCUAUGUCCUCACGCGCCGGCGGGACGCGGACGGCGUGCUUUCGUAUACGGUCGGUGCGCGGUCGCUGGAGGGAUCUGGAGCUAGCAAGUUUGGUGUUGAGCUGGCUGAGGGCGGCGCGGUCGCGGGGAAGAGCAGGACGCCCACGACUACGGGAGUCUACUGCUCGUUCGAGCUGAAGAACAGCGGCAGCUAUGUCGCGGGAGGCUCUCACCCCCGCGACGUGACGGCGUACGCGGGAUCUGACAUCUUCCGUCUCGAGGCUUCGGUCGAGGGUGAGGGCUGGAAGGUUGAGGUGCCGAAUGUGUUUGUCGUAGCAAAGUAUGGAGAGACACAGACGGCCUUUGUUGCUGUUGGCGCGGGAGAGGGGGCGGUUGGUACGGGAGUCGUCACGUUGACGGCGACAUCUGAGUCUGAUCCCAGUGUGAAGGCCACGGCGAAGUGUGAAGUGCCAAAAGUGUUGUAG